Drosophila guanche is the source of this 3548-nucleotide messenger RNA. RefSeq names its product neurotactin (gene Nrt). NCBI's taxonomy places the organism in Eukaryota, Metazoa, Arthropoda, Insecta, Diptera, Drosophilidae. The transcript is spliced from 3 exons. The record is from RefSeq and is a predicted model, not a curated record. The coding region runs from base 573 to 3107 and encodes 844 amino acids.
ACUUUUCCGUUUACUUUACCGUUUGAAUCGCGACCGCUCGCACGCUCUUUUUUUCUGCCUCUGUCGUCGGUCUUCCUCCGAUUCUUUGCUCCUUUUGAAAGAGAGGGAGAAAGAGACAAUCGCGACAAAAACAAAAAUCAGAAACAGACAAAUCAAAUCAAACGAAAAACACACACAACAAAUCAAAAGCAGAAAUCAAAAAAGGGAAACACUUUUUUUCCAUUCCUAUUGUCUGCAGUUCGUCCAAAUAAAAAGUGCAUUUUACUACGCCAAGUGAAAAUCAAACAAACGAAAAUUCAAGUGCAAAAAGAAAUCAAAAGAAAGAGAUAACAACUACAAUAAAUAUACAACAAAAUCUGUGUACGCCAGUUAUACACACCUUAAAGCAUCCUGCAGGAAGGACUUCGUAUACAUUUUACUCGGAUCGACCACAUUCGGAUUAUUCCUCAACAAGCAGCCGAAGUGCCGGCAGCAACAACAACAAGAACUGAAAAAUUAUCCAUUUGCGGGAAUUGAGAAACAAAAUUCUUGCAGAGUUCUCUAAAAACGAAAUUUGAGCGACCAAAAAAAUAAUGGGGGAACUUGAGGAGAAGGAAACGCCGCCAACGGAGACAACGACCGCGCAGCAGGAGACGCUGGAGGAGCCCAAGGAGACGGACAAGAUGCUGGACACCACCAAGAAGACUGAAAAGACGCCCAGUCCGCAGUCAUCGAAGCCAGCCACACCCAAUGCGGGCAAGAAGUCCCCAGUGGGUGAAAAAGCGACUGAAGAGAAGGGCCAUGAGAUCAUAGACAUACCCGAGGAGAAGGAGAAGCCACAGCCGGUGGAGGGCAGCGGUGUGGCUGAGGAGAAAAAAAUCAGCAAGGAAGAGCGCGAAGUGAAGCCCAAGAAGAUACCGAUUGGUGGCCUGAAGCUGCCAGGUUUCUUUAUGAAGAACAAACCCAAGGCAGAGGGCGAUGGUGCCGAGGGAGAGCUGCUCGAGAAGGAUGCCGAAGACAAGGACAAAGAGGCGGCUGCUCUCAAUGGAGAUGCCGCAGCAGCAGCGGGAGCAGAGGCCAAGCCGCGUCCUGGCCUGGGACAGCGUUUGCGCAGCUUCUUUGUGCGCAAACCCAGCGCCGAAAAGGAGAAGAAAGCGCUCGUAAAUGGUGAUGCGGAUGCCAAGUCGGAAGCCACUGCUGAGGCUGCCGCUGUGGAGGAAGCUGCCGUGGAUCCACCACCAAAGCGCGGACUCUUGAAUGCCAUCAAACUGCCCAUUGCAAAUAUGAUCCCCAAGCAGCGCAAGAACGGCGACGAUGUGGAGAUGGGCUUGGGCGGCAAGGCGGGACUCGCAUCCAUGGAAACUCUGGAUGAUUCACUCAAGGAUCAGGACACGGUGGAUCGUGCGCCUGUGAAGAAUGCCAAUGGCACGGAUGACAUCAAAAGUGAACUGAAGGACGAGAAACUCGCCGCCGAACAGAAGCUGGCAGCCGAAGAGGAUGAACGCGAUCGUCCAGUGUCGCUGCUGCAGCGCCUUCGUGGCUACAAGUGCAGCGUGGAUGAUGCUUUGAUUGCCUUCGGGAUACUGCUCUUUGUGCUGCUCCUGGCAGUGAUUGGCUAUGUGCUGACGCAUGAGACUCUGACCUCGCCGCCGCUGCGCGAAGGUCGCUACAUUCUGGCGGUCACCGGCUGCGGACCCGUGGAGGGUGUCAAGGAGGAUGGCGCCUUUGCCUUCCGUGGCAUUCCGUAUGCCAAGGCACCCGUCGAUGAGCUACGCUGGCGCCCGGCACAGCUGAUUGACAGCAUCGAUGGCUGCUGGAAUGAUACGCUGCAGACGCACAACAGCAGCGUCGUGUGCACUCAGCGCUUGGGCAAUGGCACCACUGUCGGCGAUGAGGAUUGCCUCUUCCUGGAUGUCGUGACGCCCCACGUGCGCUACACGAACCCACUGCCCGUGGUGGUGCUCAUUGGCGCCGAGUCGCUGGCGGGUCCAUCGCCUGGCAUACUGCGUCCCUCGGCUCGCUACUCGCGCUCCCAUGAUGUGAUCUUUGUGCGGCCGAAUUUCCGUUUGGGCAUCUUUGGUUUCCUCGCUUUGGACGCGCUCACCAAGGAGGCGCACCCAAGAACCUCCGGCAACUAUGCGCUGACGGACAUUAUUGCUGUCCUGAAGUGGAUUCAAUUGAAUAUCGUUAAUUUCGGAGGAGAUCCCAAGUCGGUGACUCUGUUGGGACAUCGUGCAGGCGCCACUCUGGUCUCUGCGCUGGUCAGCUCCCCCAAGCUGAAGGAUUUGUACACACGCGCCUGGUCCUCCUCUGGAUCGGCUAUAUUCCCCGGCAAACCUCUGGCCGAGUCGGAGAAGCUCAAUCAGCAGCUGAUGGUCACCUUGGACUGCAGCGAUGUGGAGUGCCUGCGCGAUGCUUCCAGCGAGAAGCUGUGGGCCGCCACACCCGACACUUGGCUGCACUUCCCGCAGGAUUUGCCACAGCCGCAGGAGAUCAACAGCGGCAGUCGUCACGAGUGGUUGGUGCUGGACGGCGAUGUGCUGUUCCAGCAUCCCUCUGAGUCGUGGAAGCGCGACCUGGCCACCGAGCAGCCGCUGCUGGUUGUGGGCGCCACCGCCCAUGAGGCGCACACCGAGAAGCUGAGGGAGCUGCACGCCAACUGGACGAAGGAGGAGGUGCGCGAGUACUUGCAAAAUUCACAAAUUGGCGCCCUGGGCCUCACCGAUGAGGUGAUCGAACGCUACAAUGCCACCAACUAUGCCGCUCUGGUGUCCAUCAUCACGGACAUACGCACCGUUUGCCCGCUGCUCACGAAUGCCCGCCUCCAGCCGAGUGUGCCCUUCUAUGUGGUGACCCAGGGCGAGGGCGAGGAUCAGCUGGCGACAGUGGAUGCCGAUGUGCAGGCCAUACUGGGACGCUACGAGCCACACACCGUGGAGCAGCGUCGCUAUGUGUCGGCCAUGCAGCAGCUCUUCUACUACUAUGUGUCCCAUGGCACGGUGCAGUCGUUUGAGCCGCGUCGCAGGGUCAUCAAUGUGGGGCAAGAUGCACAGCCGCAGGAGGACUACGAGCAUUGCAAUUACUGGAUUAGCAAGGAUAUAGUGCCGCGCUAUGCGCGCAUCGAUUGAGCUGGAAACUAAGAGAUAAAACCAAAACCCAAAACACUUUCUCCCCAAACUUUUUCUUUGACUCUUUGUAAAUGGUUGCUGUCUGCAUUGUGUCUAGGGGGAUUCGUUUCUAAUAUGAAUCCCUGACCAAUGCACACAGCUACGCCUGCUGAUACUUCCUUUUCAGCUCCUUGGAGCUAAUCGUUUUGCAUUUAGUUUAGACUCUAAGUGACUCUAGUGUUUAUAUAUGAAUACUUUCUGCCCCUCACACUCUAUCGCUACUGUAUAUUUAGUUGUCUUACAAUUUAAGUUACGCCGUUCUUUAAGUAUCUCUUAUGUAUCUCUAACCAUAUAAUAAUACUUAUAAACAUAAAACGACGAUUAAACUUAUGCGCUAAUCUUACACGACACGAACCACACACACACACAACACAACAAAAAUAUAUAAAAAUUAUACUUGAA